AUGCACACACACACACUGAGGGAACAAGACUGUUUGUGGUUUGACAUCUUGUGCCUGACAUUGACACAACAAACCAAACUCAUGAUUAUGGAAACCGUCUCACAACGAAACCUCAUGUUAGAAUGUCAGAUCUGUCUGAACUGCUACAAUUUGCAGUACAGGCCCAAGCUCUUGGACUGCCAACACACCUACUGCUCUGUGUGCUUGACCCAGAUGAAGAUGAGCCUGAGUGAGCUGCGCUGCCCCUGGUGUCGCUCUGUCACCACCCUGCCACCUGGGGUCUCCGUCUCCCAGCUCCCAGAUGACCCGGACAUUAUGGCCGUCAUCUCUGUCCCAUCCCCCCCGGAAUACACACCGGUCUUCUUCAAACAGCUGCUUAGUAACACCUGCUACCUGUCUAUAGACCACCAAGAGAGGGCCACAGUGCCAGGGUUGGGGGAGGAACAUGGGGAGAGGGAGGAAGGUUGUUGUAAGAGCUCGUUCACGACCAGGGCAGGCUUAGUGGUUCUUCUGGGUUUUGUCCUACUCUUAUGUACAUUAUGA
Messenger RNA from Oncorhynchus nerka (sockeye salmon), 543 nucleotides. Its product is annotated as E3 ubiquitin-protein ligase RNF152-like. The transcript is spliced from 3 exons. The record is from RefSeq and is a predicted model, not a curated record. The coding region runs from base 1 to 543 and encodes 180 amino acids. Gene Ontology annotation, molecular function: ubiquitin protein ligase activity. Gene Ontology annotation, biological process: protein K48-linked ubiquitination. Lineage: Eukaryota; Metazoa; Chordata; Actinopteri; Salmoniformes; Salmonidae.